CUAAUAAACUGUGUAAUGUGUAUUAUCGCAGAAUCCUCACAGACACACUGCAUUUCCAUCAAAUAAGUUCUACAAAAAGCAAAAAGGGAUUCCAAUAACUCAUUUAUCAAGGUCUACAUUUAAAACUUAAAAAUGAAAUUCAAGUCAAUAAGAAGGUGGUUGAUUAAGAAGCAAGUUGGGGUCUCCGAGCUCAGGACCAAUGACUCCGUGAUUAUUAUAGAUGGUGCCUUCUUCAAAGAAACUUACAAAAACAGCAGUUGUCAAUUUAUUUUGGGCGGAGAAUACGAUAGAUAUGCGAGUUAUUUAAGAAAUAUUCUAAAUAACUUCAUAAAGAAUGAUAUUGAAUGCUACAUCGUUUUCAAUGGAGCUAUGAAAGCCGAUAUAGAGACGAGGAAAGAAAUUCAUCAGAACAUAAUAGAUAGAACAGAUGCAGUUAAGCCUGGUCGUCAAGACAAUGAAUUUUGUGAACCAAUAUUUGUUAAGGAUGUGCAGAGGGAAAUUUUCGAUGAGUUGAAUAUAAAAUAUUUUGUGUGUGAAUACGAUCAUAAAGAAGCUCUUAUUAAUCUCGCAACACAUUACGAUUAUCCAAUUUUAACGAACAAUUUUGAAUAUUCUCUGUUCGGUGUGUCGUGUAUUGUUGCAAAUUCUUUAAUAUUUGAUGUGGAUCAAGGAUAUAGAUGUACCGUUUACCAUCCAAAUAGAAGGAUGUUUCCUUUAGAUAACCGUAUUAUGUCAAUUCUACUAGCAAUUUCUGAUGAAGAUAGUAGUUAUUAUAAGGAAUUGCCGAAAAUAUUAAAAUGCCACGAGAAAAAAAUAUUUGUUUCGGCCCUAUAUUGGAUAAGGCGUCAAAAUCAUACCUGUGCUACUAAAGAGUUAACUAAGUGUUUAUCACCAGAGGAUCAGUCAUCUCUCUUGGAAAACAUUGACAAUUUUUCAAUACUUUUGAGAAGCACUAAACAUGCAAUAAUUAAAAGUUUUGCUUCGCGUAAAAACAAUACAAAAAACAAAAUUGAUGUUAGAAAAUCAAACUGGUUUAGUGAUGGUGUAUCUAAGGGUAAUAUUGCCAUUCCAUACAUAAAUUUAACGAAUAAUAAAACAUUUUCUGGGUCUUGGUUAAUAGGCGAUAAGAAUAAAAAUGAUGCCAUACUCGUUGCAUUAGAUAUUAUUUUCUAUGCGUUAGGUCUGCUAACAAAUAGUCGGGAUAUGAAAAUUUCAUUUAUAGGUAGGCAGUUUGCGACGUCACGUGUUUGGGAAAUCGAUGGCAAACUAGAGUCAUCUGAAUCUAUAAAAGUAUUUUACUCAAGGAAGUCAAAUCAUAUAGAUAUAUUUAAAGUUAUUAUCCGUGAAAUAUUACAUGGCUUUGAUUUUAAAUCCUUAGAGAGCCUCUCUGAAGAUUGCCACAUGAUAAUCAUUGCUCUGGUUUAUUAUUGUGUCAAAAGCAAGGAAGCCUUCAGUAAGGGCGUUUAUUCGAUUCUUUUGUCAUAUUUUAUGCUAGGACCUAUAUCUGCAGAAGUAGGACUUUUAAAAAGAAGUAAUUUCUCCGUAACUCAUAACACUAAUAAAGAACAAGAAAACAAAGUACCAUCUAUAAAUCAUGACCAUUAUGUAGCUGCAGCCCAAGCUUUUAUGGAUUUCUUUUAUAUUAACGAGUCGUCUUUGAAGAACCUAUAUUAUCGAGAUAUUCUGCACAGAAUUGCAGAAUUCGACCAUUGCUUGCAACACGUCAAUUACCUAAAUAAACUUUGUGGCGCCCGUACAAAGUGUACGACAUAUAAUAAGGCAAUAAAUGGAACAUUUGUAUAUAAUAUGUUUGUUACUUUAAACGAUCAUGCGUUUCCAUUGGAUUAUUUGAAAAAACGUAUGGACUGUCAUCCCAUAUACGAAGAAUAUAAGAAGAUUGUUGAUGUGUUUGAAACUUGUUAUAAGUCCGUAAAAGCUUAAUUAGAGCUUUAAGCAUACCUGAAGUAUUAAGUUUUUUUAUUAUUAUUUUGCUUGUUAAUAGGUGUUAGGUAUAAGUGAGUGAACUAUUACUAUGUAAAAAUUAAAAUAUUACGUUCUAGUUACCAAAUCCAGUGUUAUACGGUUAUUGUAAUACGGACUAAAAAUAGUAUUUUUCAUUAUUCUAUUAUUUUUUUGUUUCAAUUUGAAAUGUAUUUACUCAAGGCCCUUGGAAAAUUAUUAAGCCGGCUACUCACAUACCUGCCGCAGGGGCCAUAUUGAAACAAUCUCUGUUGCACGGCGGUCGGAGUAUUUCGGAGGAUUUCAGCUGUUCUCGAAGUUGCCCUUGCUUGUCUAUACACAUCACAAACAAGGAGCCAAUUAAGGGUGCAAUUCCGAUAUUGCCCCUGCGGCAGGUACGUGAAAAUUGUGUUCAAUCAUUUACAUGUUUUUAAGCUUUUUAAAAGCAUGUAAAUGAUUGAACACAAUUUUUGUUAGAAAUUUUAAGAAGUGUUCAUUUUUUUUUAAAUAUGUUUUCUUUGGAGUUGCAUAAAUGCUGUAAUUGCAUCAAACGAAAAUUGUUUACUGUGAUGUAUUUUUAAUUUAAGUAUCUGUGUGAUUACUGAUUAUUUCUUUUGUACCUAGGUUAUUAAUAUUAUACAGUAUGUUGUUUUUUUUUUUUGGUAUAAUUUUGGUUGUUAACAGGUAUUAUAGUUGAUGAUACCGAGUGAAAUAUAUAUGUAGAAAUUUAACAAUUACCAUCUAGGUAUCUGCCAAAAUUAGCGUAAUAGGUGGUUAUACAGUCCUAGGCAUACAGAUAGAUAUUAAGAAAAAAAUGUUCUAAUUCUCUAGGUGAGGAAAUUAAUUAUACUGUUUGGGAACUUGCAUCUUCGAAUCGUGUUAAAAACAUUUAACUUUUUGAUAAAUAUUGUAUUUUUGUAAAUUUUGUACUUUUCAUCAUUAGACUAUGGUUUCGUUAUUAACUGAAAAGUAUUUAUUAAUUUAUAGUUAGUUACAAAUAAAUACUUUUCAGUGAAAAACAAAAGUAUGUAAUAUUUCUUUACGUAAGGCCUUUGGAUAAGCGAGGCUGACAUGACGUUGUUACACGAAGCUUUGAACACAAUUUUUGUUACAAAUUAUCUAUAAAUUAUAUGAAGUUUAUUUUGUUUUAAUAUAUUUUCUUUCGAGUUACAUGAAUGCUGUAAUUGCAUCAAAUGAAAAUUGUUUACUGUGAUGUGCUUAAAUUUAAGAAACUAUGUGAUUAUAUCUUUUGUAUGUUAAUUAUUAACAUAAUGUUUGUU
Colias croceus (clouded yellow) is the source of this 3239-nucleotide messenger RNA. RefSeq lists its product as uncharacterized. Lineage: Eukaryota; Metazoa; Arthropoda; Insecta; Lepidoptera; Pieridae. The transcript is spliced from 3 exons. The coding region runs from base 133 to 1941 and encodes 602 amino acids. The record is from RefSeq and is a predicted model, not a curated record.